Molecule: messenger RNA, 621 nt
Organism: Plasmodium reichenowi
Lineage: Eukaryota; Apicomplexa; Aconoidasida; Haemosporida; Plasmodiidae
Exons: 4
Biological process (GO): cell motility
Cellular component (GO): motile cilium
Source: RefSeq, a predicted model, not a curated record
CAUGUUGACAAUGGAGUAAAGAAGAAAGUAUUUUUAAUACCCGAAAGAAAAAUAAUAUUCGUUUUUUACAAUAACUAUAACAAAAUAAGUAAUACGUGUGAAGUGUAUGAUAAAUGUAUACGAUAUAAUGAAGAUAUAGAAGAGGAUGAAGAAGUUCUUAUAUAUAAAAAACAUGCCAUCUAUAAACAUUAUAUAAAUCAUGAUGAUGCUGUUGAAAAAAAUAUGUUAUAUUUACUUAAAGAAGAAGUUACCUUUUUUGAAGACAUUAAAUAUAUGUAUCAAAAUGUGAUAUGUUCUAUUAUGAAGGAAAAAGAAGACAUAAAUAAAAUGGAAGGGGAAUAUCAAUACAUGGCAAAUAAUAUCACCAAUUUAAGCGAAAUAAUUUAUCAUGAUAACGAAAAGAUAAAUUUUUUUAAUAAAAGUUUAAUGGAAGAUAAUUUGAACAUAUAUAAUUUUUAUAAGAAUUAUCCUUGGAAUGAUUAUUUAGAGAUAUCAAUGAAAAAUGAUUUUUUCAUGUCAAAAAAUAAAAUGCUCCAAAUUGAAAAUGCACCACAAGAAAUUGAUUAUGUCAAUUCUUACCAAAAAAUAAAAAAAAGCAACGAAAUAAAUAAAUCAACAUAA